AUGAUCAUCACUCAUUCUGGACACAAAACUAUUGCUUCAUAUCUAAAUCAAAUGGCAACAAUGCUCAUCAAACAAGGUCAUGCUGACAUAAAUGCAUUGUUUCAUGGUCAUACUCCUCUAUCAUGGUGUAUUGUUAGAGGAAAUACAGAACUUCUUAGGAGUUUGUUGGAGACAAACAGAGUGGAUCCAAACAAAAUUAUAUCAGAAGAUAUAGGAGUGCCUCUUACUGUUGUUUUGUCAGAGAAAUUAACAGCACAUAUUGAUGUAGAUAAGAGACUAAAAAUGUGUGAAACUCUGUUGGAACAUGGAGCUGAUCCACUAAAAAACAUAGAAAUAAAUGACUUUUGUGGGAACAUCAUGGAAUUUGCAGCAUCACAAUUUGAAACAAAAGAAAAAACAACAAAGAAAGGUAAGAAAGAUGAUGGCAAACAAACAGACAAUAUGAAACAAUUUAUGUCAUUGUUAUCUACUGCUGCACAGAGCCAUAUUAUUAGAUAUCUUCGGGGAAAGAUAGUAAUUGAUCUUCUCCGUAGUGUCAAAAACAAUGUUACACCUGAAAUUCCCACUAUGGCAGCAGAAGCUAUUACCUUCUCUCUCGAAAAUGUAAUGGACUGUGUGAGAGUCAUAGCAAAAAAGAUCAAUAUAUAUGCAGAAGAUGCUAUUAAGCUUCUUAAAAUGUUCCAAUAUGCUGAUGAAAAUGACUCAGAGAACAGUUAUUUCAAGAUAUACACUUCAUUGUUCUCUACAGUAUUUCCAACACAGAUAUAUAGAAAUACAUACCACAUUGGCAGAGACAGUAUUGGAACUACAGGUCCACCACUCAAGGCGCUUGUCAUAUCAGUUAAAUGUCAUACACUUAAAAAUUAA
This is a messenger RNA of Schistocerca gregaria, 867 nucleotides long. RefSeq lists its product as uncharacterized. The record is from RefSeq and is a predicted model, not a curated record. Lineage: Eukaryota; Metazoa; Arthropoda; Insecta; Orthoptera; Acrididae. The coding region runs from base 1 to 867 and encodes 288 amino acids. The transcript has 6 exons. Gene Ontology annotation, molecular function: protein binding.